This is a messenger RNA of Gastrolobium bilobum, 2451 nucleotides long. RefSeq names its product kinesin-like protein KIN-14S. NCBI's taxonomy places the organism in Eukaryota, Viridiplantae, Streptophyta, Magnoliopsida, Fabales, Fabaceae. The transcript is spliced from 13 exons. Gene Ontology annotation, molecular function: microtubule binding; microtubule motor activity; ATP binding. The record is from RefSeq and is a predicted model, not a curated record. Gene Ontology annotation, biological process: microtubule-based movement. Bases 1 to 2451 code for a protein of 816 amino acids.
AUGAUUUCAGCAGAGGCAAUAUUUCUUGCAGUGUUGAAAUGCAACAGGCUUGUUUUCCUUGUAUCUCCCUUGUCCAAGUCAUGGACGGUGCUCGCUCUUUCCUUCAUUUCCAUUCUUUCUUCUCAUUUUGCUUUAUCUUUUAACGAAUGGGUGGUUCUUGCAGAUCCAAUAGUUGAAAUGCUCACUGAACAAUUUAAUCGUUUUGUUAUUCACUGCAAUUUGAAGCCAUCCUCAGUGCAAUUGAACGAGACCACUGACAACAUGGAUGAGAAUAGUGUGUCCAAUGAAAUUUCUCCCGAUCAGGGUCAUACACUCCCAAUAUUGAAGAAAAUCCUCGACUUGAGUACCGAAGUUCAGAAUUUAAAGAAACAACAUGUAGCCCUAUCUGAUGAAGUGAAACUCACAACCGAGUCCUUUCCAGGCCUAGAUGUUUUAAAGUCAGUUCAGCUUCUUGGUUCUGAAUAUGAAAUCUUGAAAAGAAAAUACCUGGCGGAGUCCUCUGAGCGUAGGCGGCUUUACAAUGAAGUGAUUGAACUCAAGGGUAAUGUCAGAGUUUUCUGCAGAUGUAGACCAUUAAAUGAAAGUGAAAUUGCAAAUGGAACAGUGGCAUCUGUUGUCAAUUUUGAGUCAUAUCCUGACGAGCUUCAAGUCAUUUGCUCUGAUUCUUCUAAAAAGCAUUUUAAAUUUGAUCAUGUAUUCAGACCUGAAGAUAACCAAGAGGCUGUUUUUGCACAAACAAAACCUAUUGUUACAUCAGUGUUGGAUGGGUUUAAUGUUUGCAUUUUUGCAUAUGGCCAAACGGGAACGGGCAAGACAUUUACAAUGGAGGGAACACCAGAGCAUAGGGGAGUUAACUAUAGAACCCUGGAGGAAUUAUUUCGGAUAUCUCAAGAGAGACAUGGCAUAAUAAAAUAUGAAUUGCUAGUUAGCAUGCUGGAGGUUUACAAUGAGAAGAUAAGAGAUCUCUUGGCGGAAAACCCUGCCGAUCCUACUAAGAAGUUGGAGAUAAAGCAAGCAGCAGAUGGGGCCCAAGAUGUCCCGGGACUUGUUGAAACUCGUGUUUAUGGAACAGAGGAUGUGUGGGAAAUGCUGAAGUCUGGAAACCGGGUCAGAUCAGUUGGAUCCACCAGUGCCAAUGAACUUAGCAGUCGUUCUCAUUGUCUAUUGCGAGUAACUGUUGUGGGGGAGAAUUUAAUCAAUGGCCAGAGAACAAGGAGUCACCUUUGGCUAGUAGACUUAGCUGGCAGUGAGCGUGUGGGGAAAACUGAAGCUGAAGGAGAAAGGCUGAAGGAAUCUCAAUUCAUAAAUAAGUCUCUCUCAGCACUUGGAGAUGUUAUUUCAGCCCUUGCAUCCAAAUCAGCCCACAUACCUUACAGAAACUCGAAGCUCACUCAUAUACUCCAGAGCUCUUUAGGAGGAGAUUGCAAAACUUUAAUGUUUGUCCAGAUAAGUCCAAGCACAGCAGAUUUAGCAGAGACACUUUGUUCAUUGAAUUUUGCCACACGUGUUCGAGGAGUUGAGAGUGGCCCAGCCCGCAAGCAAGCAGAUCUCACUGAGCUGUUUAAGUACAAGCAAGUGGCAGAAAAAUUUAAACACGAUGAGAAGGAAACUAAGAAAUUACAAGAUAACUUGCAGACCGUGCAAAUGAGACUUGCUGCAAGGGAAGUCAUGUGGCGAAAUCUUCAAGAAAAGGUUCGGGACCUUGAGAACCAGUUAGCAGAGGAGAGAAAAAUCAGAUUAAAGCAAGAAAGUAGAUCACUAGCUGUUGUUUCAGCUCAAUCUUCAACGGUGGCGUCAUUAAAACACACAGAAGCUCAGAAAAUGAUAAAGAAGCCACCACUGAAUCCUUCAAAAAGACCUCCGCUGAGAAGAAUUACUAAUUUCUUGCCUCCACCAUCUGAAAGAAUGCCCUCUCUCAUGGCCUCUUCCAUGGAUGGAAAGGAAAACAUUGCAAGAACAACCUCAAUGACAACUAAUCUGGCGAAACAAAGAAAAAGGGUAUCCAUUGCUGUGAGACCACCACCUGCACCAUCAACAACACAGGUCAUCCUUCAACCUAGAAGGAGAGUUUCCAUGGCUACACCUCGUCCUGAGUCAAAUUCUGACAUGACAACUCCACUCCGUACCUCUGUCUCUCAACCUCAAUCCAAUGGUGGAAGCAGCGUUCAGCAAUCACUGAUAAUAAGGAACCAAAGGAAAGCUCGGUAUUCAAAGUUGUUUGCCCCAAUGCAAGAAAUGAGAACAUCAGUGGAGACAACGCCAACUUUGAUGAGGAGUAGCAGAAAGUUUAUGGGUAGUCCAACACAGGUUGAUUCGCGGAUGACUAGGCAUCCAACUAUUCUUGCACUGCAACGCAAAUCUUUAGUGUGGAGUCCUCUCAAGCUGAGAGGCCUUAAAAAUAGCAGAAAGUCUUCCCUUUUGCCGUCUCGGCCUUCCACCGAAAUGCAAUGA